AUGACUCCAACCCUGCUGCUGUGUGGCUCGCAAGCCAUACAAUGGUCAGAGGAUUAUUUGUCCUCACUUCGAGAGAUGCUUCUUGCAGAUUCAGCUCUUCAGCCUCUUGUCCACGCCAUCCGUGACCUCCCGCAGUUAUGGGCCACCCUCCUUGAAGCAGACACGGCUCUACAUAAAAUGCCCGGAAAGCAAACCCUUGACCGAUUUACCAGAUGGCUCGAUGGAGAACGGCUGUUGGAGAAGGAUUCACCUUCAGAUUUGAAUAUGAUUAUGUCGCCACUCACCGUCAUCAUGCAACUGGUUGAAUAUAUCAGCCAUCUUCACCAGAGCAAUCUCACCCAUCUCCAGAUUCUGGACGGAGCAAAACAUGGGGGUAUCCAAGGGUUCUGCACUGGGUUCCUCGCUGCCAUUACAUUGUCAAUUUCUCGGGAUGAGAGUGAUGUCGCAGAACUGGGGACUGUGGCUUUACGUCUCGCUACCUGCAUUGGAGCCUACGUUGACCUAGACCAGUGCAACUCCUCUGGAUUUGCUUGUCUAGCUGUUCGAUGGCCUACUGCGGCAGAUGAACGAAAAGUCAAAGAUAUCUUGGAGACAUACAAUGGUGCAUAUUUAUCUGUGCGGUCCGAUGUGGCAUCGGCGACACUCACGGUUCCCCGAGCAGCCAAAUCCAGCAUAAUCGACGAGCUGAGCAAUAUCGGCGCCCACGUCAAGGAUAUCCCUCUGUCUGGCCGCUUCCAUAACCAGGUCAACCGUGAAUUAUUUGCGAAGCUUGCUGCACUGUGCAAGAGUACAAUUGGACUGCAAUUCCCGGGCCAUUGUCGCCCCCUCGUCCCUUUGCGCAGCAACGCUGAUGGAGAAUUACUCUCUGGGAAUGAAGCCCUACAUGUUGCAGCUCUGAACAGCUUGCUGCUUCAUGUAUCUGACUGGCACAAAACUGUCAGCAAAGCAAUGGACAGUCUCAGCCAGACAACGGCGGAGCCUGAAGUCUCUGUCCUGGGCCUCGGGGAUUGUAUUCCUCGCACAAUUCGGCAAUCCAGAGCUCUUCAUGUGAGCCAUAUCAAGACGGGCUCAACGCAAAGUCAUGAUGAUCCAUACCAGUACCCUGGAGAUUCUAUUGCUAUCGUUGGCAUGGGCUGUCGAUUCCCCGGAGCGGACUCGUUAGAGGAGUACUGGAAAGUUAUUGAAUCCGCGACAUCCAUGCUGGGGGACCUACCAGAGGGCAGAUUUCCCAAAACCAACCUACGCCGGGAUCCUAAUGGCAAGAUACCUCUCAACGGAAAUUUCUUACGACACCCAGACCUUUGGGAUCAUCGGUUCUUCAAAAGAUCAUCUCGCGAAGCAGCCUCCAUGGACCCGCAGCAUCGCCUGGCCCUGGAAGUUGCCUACGAAGCUCUCGAGUCAGCGGGUUACUUUGCCCAGCGCUCUCCGGCAAAGGAUAUAGGGUGUUAUAUGGGGGUUGCGGCAUCUGACUAUGAGGAUAAUGUCGCCUCGCAUGCUCCCACUGCGUUCUCGGUCUUGGGCAUGGUUCGCGCCUUUACCAGCGGAAAGAUCAGUCACUUCUUCGGAUUAAGUGGGCCGUCGUUAGUGUUUGAUACCGCCUGCUCUUCUUCUCUUGUGGCAAUCCACACUGCGUGUCGCGCCUUACAGGCAAACGAAUGUUCCAUGGCCUUGGCUGGUGGAGUGAAUGUCAUUACCAGCCCUACUUUGCACCAGAAUCUCGGUGCUGCAAACUUCCUCAGUCCUACCGGCGGAUCCAAAUCAUUUGAUGAUCGCGCAGAUGGGUACUGUCGUGGCGAGGGUGCUGGAAUCGUUCUAUUGAAACGGCUUGAUCGUGCCAUUGCCGAGAAAGACCGCAUCCUGGGGGUCAUCGCUGGUUCCGCUGUAAACCAGAACGACAACGCAUAUCCCGUUACGGUUCCCGUCUCCAUGUCACAAACCGCCCUCUAUCGGCGUGUACUGGAUAUGUCUGGUCUCUCCCCCCGUCCUGUAUCCUACGUCGAAGCACAUGGCACCGGUACACCGAAGGGCGACCCAAUCGAAUGCGCUAGUAUCCGCGAGGUAUUUGGGGGCCAAGUAAAUCGAAAGCUUUACUUUGGUUCUGUGAAGGCCAACAUCGGACACGCUGAAGCUGCGUCCGGUGUGGCUGGCCUCAUUAAGGUGCUCUUGAUGAUGCAGAAGCGGUCCAUCCCGCCUCAGGCACUCUUCGCCUCUCUCAACAAGAGUAUCCCACCAUUGGAGCCCGACAACAUGGCCAUAGCGCAACGGGUCACUCCAUGGAGUGAGGAGUUUUAUGCGGCUUGUGUGAACAACUAUGGGGCGGCUGGAAGCAAUGCGGCCUUGAUUGUCACACAACCCCCAAACAUACGCCGUGGGAGCCAUGCAGGCGUGGCGUUGAAGAAUUGUCCCAUACUAUUGUCUGCCAACACUGCUGGCAGCCUCCGACAGACCACGGUUGUCCUGAGAGAGUUCCUGGCCCACAAUCGUGCCAUUUCGGAAAACGAUCUCUUAAAGAGCACAGCGUUCCAUCUGGCUAAAAGAUUCAAUCCUUCUUUCAAAUACAGGCACUCAUUCUCUGUGGCAUCACUCAACCAGUUGGAUGAGAAGCUUCAGAUAUGCUCCCAGUUGCCGGAUUCGGAAUUCCUAUUGCCGCCAAACCAUCGCCCUGUCGUCCUUGCUUUUGGUGGUCAAACAGGGAAUGUCGUCCACUUGAGUGAGGGGGUAUAUCGCGGAUCAUCCAUUUUGCGGAAGUAUCUAGACAAAUGUGAUAUGCAGUUGCGACAACUCGGCCUGACCAGCAUAUUCCCUACUAUCUUUGAGCAAAAGUCUAUUGAGGAUACCAUUCAACUUCACUGCACGAUGUUCUCGCUGCAGUACGCCAGUGCGAUGGCUUGGAUUGCAGCCGGUCUCCAAGUGCAAACAGUCAUCGGACACAGCUUCGGACAGCUCACAGCCAUGUGCGUUGCUGGGGUUUUGAGCCUGGUUGACGCAAUCCGGCUAAUUGCAGGACGGGCAACAAUAAUUCAGGAGAAAUGGGGUGCUGAGAGAGGCUGCAUGCUGCUGGUACAGGGUGAAUUGGCUCUUGUACAGAAACUCAUUUCGCAAGCCCGCGAGGCUACCAGCCACGUCGUGGAGAUUGCCUGCUUCAACGGACCCAACAGCUUUGUUCUUGUGGGAUCAGAAGCGGAUAUUGAUGCUUUUGAUGGACUGGCUGCUUCAUCGCUGAAGACCCGCAAAAUGGCUGUUACCCACGGAUUCCAUUCACGGUUUGUCGACACCAUUAUGGAUGAUUACCAGAAACUGGCCGAUUCUUUGGAGUACAAAUCCCCCACCAUCGCGAUCGAGACAUGUUCCUCUGGUGAGACCUGGGACAUGUUCACGGCAGACAAGGUAGCCAAGCAGUCACGACAGCCGGUUUACUUUGCCGAAGCCGUGGAGCGCAUUGCCCAGCGCCUAGGUUCAUGCACUUGGAUUGAGGCUGGGUCUGGGUCAGGAAUCACCAGCAUGGCUCGACGAGCCCUGAACGACACGACCAACCAUGAUUUCCAUGCGGUCAACCUUGGAGGCCCCGAACCAUGGGCUGCUUUCGCUGAUACGACAGUGAGCCUGUGGCAGGCGGGCGUGCAAGUCGACUACUGGCCGUUCCAUAAAGAGCAACAAUUGGAGUAUCUGCCUCUCAAUCUGCCUCCAUAUCAGUUUGAACGAUCCCGCCACUGGCUCGCGUACGUCGACCGGCCGGGGGCAGAUGGCUUGAUCCAGUCCAAAGAAACGCAGUCGGUCGAGACAAAGCCGAAACUGGUUUCCUUCGUCAAAUACCUCGAUUCCAAUCGCCAGACAGCCGAGUUUAGCAUCGGACAAGACUGUGAGCAAUAUCAGGCGCUGGUUCGCGGCCACGCCGUCCUCGCUAACACUUUGUGCCCUGCCGCCUUGUACGUCGAGAUGGCCGCCUAUGCUGCUAGUCUACUCGUUCCGGACUUUUCCCCAUCGACAUACACAUCACGGGUAGAGGAUCUGCACAUGCAAUCUCCAUUGGCCAUCGAUCUCAAGCGUGGGCUUCGUCUGGUCCUCUCCUCUAGCGGCUCUGGGACAUGGCAGUUCAUUAUGCAGAGCUUCUCCCUUAGCGACAGUGACAACGCAACCCAACACGCCAGUGGCACGGUCAACAUCAGCUCAUUGACAAGUGAAAAGUUGCAAUCCCGGUUCUCUCGGUAUAAGCGGAUUGUCAACUAUGAGCGCUGUGAGAGUCUUCUUUCUGAUUCCGGUACUUCGGCCAUACAGGGCUCCCUGGUAUACAAAAUGUUUGACAAGGUGGUUGUGUACUCGGAUAUCUUCCGCGGUGUCAGCAAGAUUGCUUCGAGGGGACAUGAAGUGACUGGACAGGUCUCACUUCCAUCUGCUGGUUUAGAGCUGGUCAAGGAUUCUGUUUGCAACCCACUCGUUGUUGACAACUUCACCCAGGUCGCAGGUCUGCAUGUAAACAGUUUGGACGACUGCGGGUCUAACGAGGUGUACCUGUGCAAUGGCAUAGAGCAAAUUGAUGCAUGCAAACCCCUAGACGCGUCUGGGUCAUGGUUGGUUCACUCGUCAUUCGACCGUGUCGGUACACGGGAGCUCGUGAAUGACAUCUUCGUCUUUGAUGCUUCUACGAAGGAACUGGUGAUGACCCUGUUUGGAUUGCGGUUUGCUAAGGUGCCCACUGCAUCUCUGAAGAGAGCACUGGAGCGCGCCAAUACUGUCCAAAAUCCUGUGCAGACCCCUUCUCUCAAGGUCACCGAGCCCUCGGCCAACGUUCCAAAGGCACAACCGGUCAGCACAUACCCAAAGCCAAUGAAACCAGCCCCAGCUGCUGAUGCGCAGAUUCGCACGGCAACAAUGGCCUUGCUCAACGAGGUCGCUGACGUUCCCUUGUCUGAUAUCGCCGAUGGUGCUCAGUUGGAGGACUUGGGCAUUGAUUCCCUCAUGGCAGCAGAGCUUCUAAGCGCCAUCAGAGAAAGGUUCAACCUCGAUAUCCCGACUUCCACGUUUGCCAGUAUUGUCGACUUCAAGGGCCUUUAUCAGCACAUUGCCUCUGGUACUGACGCUGGGAUUCUCACGCCGUCCUCUUCCGGUAUGGAGUCCGACGAUAGUAUUCUCGAAGUCCAGUAUACAGACACCAGCACUCCGUUUUCCGAGAUUGCCUACCCACUAGAGGACAAGGACGCGGGAGACAGCGCCCAGGCAGGUCAGAUUGCUCAACUAUCCCAGCUGUUCGCUGAACAUCUGGAAUGCCCUCUUCCCAUCCCUUCCGGCGAGACACUCCGUGAUAUCGGUCUGGACUCGUUGGUUGGCAUGGAAUUGGCUGCAGAUAUCCAACAGGCAUUCGGUCGGAAGGUUGACCUCGCAACUCUGGACCCGGAGUGUACCUUUGGUCAGUUCUGCGACAUGGUCAUCCCCAAGCCUACAUUAUCGGUCCCCACAGUCUCUGAGAAGGUGGACAAAACAGUGCGCUGGGCAUCUACUGAGAUUGCUUACACCGCCAAGCGCGAGAACAAAAUGCAAGACCCAGUUGAAAUGCAAUCAGACGGCGGCAAUGUCAACUACCUCGCCCACUGUGCGGAGGACUUUGCCCAGAUUCGCAAGAAUUACACCACCUUCGCGAAGCAGACUGGGUUUGCUGACUUCCGCGCCAACGUCUACCCCCAGCAGAAAGAGUUGGUGUGCGCAUAUGUAACUGAGGCCUUCGCCGCUUUGGGAUCGGAUCUUAAGACGAUCCCAUCUGGGUCACCUCUGCCUCCUAUUCAACACAUCGCGAGACACGCCAAGGUCAUGAAGCAGUAUUACAAGGUGCUGGAGGACUCUGGCCUGAUUACCAUCACGGACAAUGGACCGAUACGCACUGCAAAGCCUGUCAGCCCGGUCAAGUCAGAAGAUCUCUACCAGAUGAUUUACUCCGCCUUCCCACAGCAUCGGGGCGAACACAAGCUCCUGAACUCAACCGGAUCUAAGCUAGCGUCCUGUCUGAAAGGAGAGACAGAUCCUUUGCAAAUCCUCUUUGGCAGCAAGGCAAGCAAGGACUUGAUGGAAGAUGUUUACACAAACUCACCCAUGUUCGCUACGGGAACCCGCAUCUUGGGUGACUUCUUCGUCAAGACUUUUUCCAAAUAUAAAGGGCCUGAAAAGCUGCGGAUCCUGGAGCUUGGAGCCGGCACGGGAGGAACGACGAAGUAUAUCGUCGAGAAGCUCCUGGAGCACAAUAUCCCGUUCACGUAUACCUUUACCGAUCUCUCCCCGUCGUUGGUCGCACUGGCAAAGCGCAAAUUCAGCCACUACGGGUGCCUCGAGUUCCUCGUGCUGGAUAUCGAAAAGACCCCUCCAGAGCACUUGACAAACUCAUACCAUGCCAUCCUCUCGUCCAACUGCGUGCACGCUACCAAGAACCUCCUCAACUCCACCACUAAUACGCGCAAGCUACUUCGUGCAGACGGCUUCCUGUGUCUGCUGGAACUUACCCGCAACCUCUUCUGGCUGGAUUGUGUUUUCGGGCUGCUGGAGGGGUGGUGGCUGUUUGAGGACGGCCGGAAGCAUGUGCUCGCCGACGAGUAUCUCUGGAAAGAGACGCUCCUGGAGGCCGGGUUCCGGCAUGUAGACUGGAGCGACGAUGAUACUGAAGAGUCGGAUCAGUUCCGGGUCAUCACUGGCUUCGUGGCUGACAUUGGACACAACGCUCUGGACCAAGCGAAGCCUGUCACUACGAAGCUACCGACCAUGGAAACAACAUCGUUCGCCACGGUGGACGGAAUUCCUCUCCUUGCAGAUAUCUAUUAUCCUACGAAGCCCGACGCACCAGGCGUCAAGCGCCCCAUUGCGCUCAUGAUCCAUGGCGGAGGCCACAUCAUGCUCUCUCGCAGAGACAUCCGCCCGAAGCAGACCCGCCUUCUCCUCGAGCGUGGUCUCCUUCCUGUCAGUAUCGAGUACCGUCUCUGUCCCGAAGUCAGUCUCACAGAGGGCCCUAUCCCCGAUGCGUGCGCCGCGCUCAACUGGGUGCGCACCGUUCUCCCGACCCUCCGCCUGCAGCGACCGGAUAUCCACCCUAAUGGCGACAAAGUAGCCGUCGUCGGCUGGUCGACCGGAGGGACGCUGUCGAUGAUGCUCGCCUUCAGUGCCCCGCAACGCGGUAUCCGGCCACCAGACGCAAUUCUUGCAUUCUACUGCCCCACAGACUACGAGGCUGAAUUUUUCCGCACACCAAACUAUCCCGAAGACACUUCGGAGGUUGUUCCUGAAAUCUAUGACAUCCUAGAAGGCGUGCAAGAGCGUCCUAUUACAGCGUAUAAUGUGCCGGCGCACCAGGGCGCCACCGGCGGAUGGAUGUCUCUGUCUGAUCCGCGCUCGCGCAUCGCGUUGCAUAUGAAUUGGAGAGGACAGAUGAUGCCUGUGCUGCUGGACGGGCUUCCAUCUAAGAAGACACUACUGGAGGCCGGUGGCGACGCAUCCCCGUCGAAGUGGAUGGAUCUGCCUCAGCCCAGCGUGGACCGGCUGCGAGCUGUUAGUCCGUAUGCGCAGAUCGUCCAGGGGAAUUACCGCGUGCCUACGUUCUUGGUCCACGGAACGCGAGAUGACCUCAUUCCGUGGGAGCAGUCGGUACGGACGAAGGAUGCACUGACUUCUCAGGGUGUUGCAGCUGGAGUGGCUGUGGUGGACGAUGCGGUGCACUUGUUUGAUCUCUACAGGGACCCGGAGGGGCGGUAUUGGAACGCUGUCUUGGAGGGAUAUGAGUUUUUGUUGAGGCACCUUUAG
Molecule: messenger RNA, 7773 nt
Organism: Aspergillus terreus NIH2624
Lineage: Eukaryota; Fungi; Ascomycota; Eurotiomycetes; Eurotiales; Aspergillaceae
Product: non-reducing polyketide synthase spyA
Exons: 3
Coding region: 1-7773 (2590 amino acids)
Biological process (GO): proteolysis; fatty acid biosynthetic process; secondary metabolite biosynthetic process
Molecular function (GO): 3-oxoacyl-[acyl-carrier-protein] synthase activity; serine-type peptidase activity; fatty acid synthase activity
Source: RefSeq, a predicted model, not a curated record